AUGUCAUAUCCGGUCCCUCCAGGUCUCAAUACCUCUCAACCGCCAGCUUCCCUUCCUGCGCGACCGCCACCUUCUGCAGUGAGCCCCGCACCCGGCCUCAAACCAUCCUCUAGCAGCGCCGCUGCUAAACCGGCCUUCACAGCAUUCGCGCCCCGGUCGAUAGCGAACUCUUAUCGCACGAGCAGUCCAGCGCAUUACGCUGCUGCUCCAGUUACGACCUACAGCCCUGCUGCACAGUAUCAGCAACCCACGUCGCUCCCUCAAUAUGACGCAUCGUACUCGAGUGCCCCUCAGAUCCGCAACCCCUUCGUGCCCUCGACGGACACGUCUUCCUCAGCCAACCCUUAUCCAGGCUAUGACGCCGACUACGAAGCCCAGGUUCAACAAUGGCAAAGCGCCUACUUGAGUAGAGAUACCAGCAGCACGUCAACACCGAAAGCAACAGGAGGAGCCUCCACGAACCCGACCCCGGUUACGAGCACGUCCCACAAAGAAACCACGGCUCAUAGCAAGGAUGAGGCCCCUAAAACGGUCCAUCGCUCUGGCGGCGGCACGACCUGGACCGACCCAACCCUCUUGGAAUGGGACCCGGCACACUUCCGCAUUUUUGUCGGCAAUCUCGCAGGCGAAGUAACCGAUGAUUCCCUGUUGAAGGCCUUCGCACAAUACCCCUCGGUCCAGAAAGCCCGGGUGAUCAGAGACAAGCGGACCACAAAGUCCAAGGGAUAUGGGUUCGUGAGUUUCGCCGAUGGAGACGAUUACUUCCGCGCUGCGAGAGAUAUGAAUGGCAAGUAUGUGGGCAGCCAUCCGAUUGUGGUAAAGAAAGCUGUAACAGACGUGCGACCAACAGCAUCGAAGCAAUCGGGAAAUAAGGGCAAACAUGGAGCGGGAGGACAUGGGAAGGUCGAGCACGGUGGUGUGCAUAAGAAACAGCCAAAGAUGAAGGGUGGAUUGAAGGUGCUUGGAUGA
Messenger RNA from Cladophialophora psammophila CBS 110553, 969 nucleotides. RefSeq lists its product as uncharacterized. Gene Ontology annotation, molecular function: mRNA binding. The record is from RefSeq and is a predicted model, not a curated record. The transcript has a single exon. Lineage: Eukaryota; Fungi; Ascomycota; Eurotiomycetes; Chaetothyriales; Herpotrichiellaceae. Bases 1 to 969 code for a protein of 322 amino acids.